Molecule: messenger RNA, 1850 nt
Organism: Aplysia californica (California sea hare)
Lineage: Eukaryota; Metazoa; Mollusca; Gastropoda; Aplysiida; Aplysiidae
Exons: 1
Coding region: 40-846 (268 amino acids)
Source: RefSeq, a predicted model, not a curated record
CUGCAGAUAUCCAAACUCCAUCGUGAAGGACUACAGUAUAUGCAAAAACAGGUGAAAGGCUUCUAUGAAUUAAUGCUAGUGACCGGAGCAUCUGCCAACCACUUCGAGGAAUCGUUGUCGUUACUUCGCAAUGUGCGAGAAAAUCUCUUGCCACAUCUGGAGUUGAAAAACUACACAUUCAUUUAUUACGAUCUUGGCCUCAACGAAAGUCAGAAAGGAGAAAUUUCAAGGAAAUGCCGUUGUAAAGUUCUAACUUUCCCAUUUCAUCUAUUUCCGGAAUUUUGCAGCUACUUAAAAUGUUACACAUGGAAACCUCUCAUUGUGAAUGCUCACAUUGCUCAAACUCAGCUGCUCUUUUGGAUGGACGCUUCCAUUAGAUUUUUUUCAAACUUCCGGAAAUUCGAACGAUUACUUGAUCGAGCACGAUUCAGAGGCCUCCAGUCCGGAUUGGCCAGACACCACAUCCCGCACACUACCAUGACGCGAACGUUUCAUUUUUUCGGAGACGAACCUUGCUCCUACCUCCCUUACAGGGAGAGUUCGAGCUGCUUUUGGAUAUUUCACAACGAGUACUUUGUUCGUAGGUCAGUCCUUGAGCCCUGGGCUGCUUGUGCCCUUGACGACAAAUGCAUGUGUCCGCUUCAUGUGGUUGACCCAAAAGUAGUGAGGACCAUGUGCAGACGCAGGGAAGGUCUAUAUCACUACGGCGUGUGCCACAGGUUUGACCAGUCAGCUAUUUCGAUGAUUGUUGCAAAGCUGUACCAGGAAAAGUAUGAACACAUAUUGAUGCCCAAUCGACGUGAAUAUCUUGAAAUUCGGCGCGGAGAAAAGCUGGGCAGAGAUUAAAUUUUGAUUUCAGUACUCAGUAUUUGGUAUGAAAGAUUAUUGAAAGUUUAGAAUGAGCGUUUGUAUCUCCUUGAGUUAAAUUUACUUUUUAUCACCAUCUGGUGCCUUGCCGACUGACGUGGGCGAUCAUGGACCUCCACUUUACUCUGUCUUGCGUUGCCGCAAUAAUGUCCGUCGUUCUUAUGGUCAACCUGUCAAGAAUCUUUUUCCUUUGCCUAUCUCUGCCUCUCAUUCCAUCAAACGUGUCUGCUGUUACAAUAUUCUCCAAUACUUCCAUCUGCAUUGUGUGUCCAAAUGAACUUCGCCUGUCGCUUUCGUAUAUAAAUAACUGUUACCACAUUAAAAAUAUGAACUCACUUAGUCCAGAAAAAAUGGAGAUAGUCUCUUUGUUUCGGAAACCCGUAGGUGACCAGUGUAUCGACUUUGUUUCCUUAGUUGCUUUGCACCUGAUAAGAACAACAGGAUUACACGAAAACGGUAUUGGACGACAAAAUUGCACAAAUCAAAAAUAGGUAGAAACAGCCAAUGGAAAAACUGAAAAAUUGUGACUGAUGCCGUUUUCCCCCUGUGAUAUUCUCUUUUUUUGUUUGUUGCUGCAGGAAACGUAUCAAAGCCACAGGGAAAUACUGCAUAAAUAACGAAAGUGUAAGAAUGUGAACAGAAAUGAAAUUGGUCAGGGAACAUAAUAGAGAACAUCAAAUUUAUUUUUUUCUGCUGUGAAACAGUCAUGCAAAUACCACAAAACCAAUUAGAUGUACGAGCUUACAAUGCAAGAGAAUCGGGGUUCGAGGGCAUGGACACAAGUUAGAUAAUUUAGGAGGCGGGCUUCUGCUGAUGCCCAUCUGGGUUGAAAAAGAAACACUAUUCUCAGCAGAAGGACAUGGAUACAUUGUACUAAAUAAAAUGCCACCUCACUAGAGAAUCGCACUUGAGUCUUUUGGAUGGGACAGCGAAGCACCUUACUACUACUUCAGUUUUGGUGAAAAUUUUACAACACUUGCAAC